Mirounga angustirostris (Northern elephant seal) is the source of this 3750-nucleotide messenger RNA. RefSeq names its product CD276 molecule (gene CD276). Gene Ontology annotation, cellular component: external side of plasma membrane. The record is from RefSeq and is a predicted model, not a curated record. Gene Ontology annotation, molecular function: signaling receptor binding. Gene Ontology annotation, biological process: regulation of cytokine production; T cell receptor signaling pathway. Bases 674 to 2284 code for a protein of 536 amino acids. The transcript is spliced from 13 exons. NCBI's taxonomy places the organism in Eukaryota, Metazoa, Chordata, Mammalia, Carnivora, Phocidae.
AUCCGGCCUCGGGCGCACCCGGGCUGCCUUUCCGGGCCCGCGGCUUCCUCCAGCCCGCCCCGCCCCUCGGCCUCGCGGGGCCGCCCCCGACCCCCACUCGGGCCCGGCCUCGCGGCGGCGGCGACUCGGCAGCGCUCCGCCGCGUCCCCGCGUCCCCGCGUCCCCAGAGCCGGCCGCGGCGCGUGAGCUUUCCAAUUUACUCCAGACUCCCCUGCUGCAAGAAAUCAGACCAUCCGGCUUGUUAGAGCUCUGACCAGUCACCCAAUGGAAGCAGAUCGGCUGACUGUCUGAGAUGCUCAGAUGCCUUGACAGCCAGGUUGGGUGCUUGAACAUUUGUGGAAAGGCCAUUUAUAGAGGCGUCGUCCCUUCUGAGGAGGCUGUGUCCUUAACUCUGAACCUUCAGCGGCUCCCAGUUGCCUUCAGGAUAAACUUCAGACCUUUCAGCCUAUCUCCACGCCUGGCUCCAGCCUCAGCCCUUACUCUCCCCACCAGCUGUUGUCUGGAGUCAAACUGAGCCAAACUGACCUGCGCACAUUCUUGCCCUGGGCUGGCCAACCUUGCCUCUACUUGCCAACUUGCCUCAUCUUCCUUGUAUUUUGUAACAACAUCUUAAUUCUGAAAGGGGGCAGCCUUCCACCACGGAGAGCCCAGCUGUCAGCUGCCUCUCGGGAAGAUGCUGGGUCACUGGGCCAGCGAGGGUGUGGGCGUGCGUGUGCGUUUGGCCACAGUCCUGGCAGCACUGUGGUUCUGCAUCACAGGUGCCGUGGAGGUCCAGGUCCCCGAGGACCCCGUGGUGGCCCUGGUGGGCACCGACGCCACCCUGCGCUGCUCCUUCUCGCCCGAACCCGGCUUCAGCCUGGCGCAGCUCAACCUCAUCUGGCAGCUGACGGACACCAAGCAGCUGGUGCACAGCUUCGCCGAGGGCCGGGACCAGGGCAGCGCCUACGCCAACCGCACGGCGCUCUUCCCGGACCUGCUGGCUCAGGGCAACGCGUCCCUGCGGCUGCAGCGCGUGCGCGUGGCUGAUGAGGGCAGCUUCACCUGCUUCGUGAGCAUCCGGGACUUCGGCAGCGCCGCAGUCAGCCUGCAGGUGGCCGCUCCCUACUCGAAGCCCAGCAUGACCCUGGAGCCCAACAAGGACCUGCGGCCUGGGGACAUGGUGACCAUCACGUGCUCCAGCUACCGGGGCUAUCCGGAGGCCGAGGUGUUCUGGCAGGACGGGCAGGGCGCCCCCUUGACGGGCAACGUGACCACGUCGCAGAUGGCCAACGAGCAGGGCCUGUUCGACGUGCGCAGCGUCCUGAGGGUGGUGCUGGGCGCCAAUGGCACCUACAGCUGCCUGGUGCGCAACCCUGUGCUGCGACAGGACGCUCAUGGCUCCGUCACCAUCACGCCCCAUAGAAGCCCCACAGGUGCCGUGGAGGUCCAGGUCCCCGAGGACCCCGUGGUGGCCCUGGUGGGCACCGACGCCACCCUGCGCUGCUCCUUCUCGCCCGAACCCGGCUUCAGCCUGGCGCAGCUCAACCUCAUCUGGCAGCUGACGGACACCAAGCAGCUGGUGCACAGCUUCGCCGAGGGCCGGGACCAGGGCAGCGCCUACGCCAACCGCACGGCGCUCUUCCCGGACCUGCUGGCUCAGGGCAACGCGUCCCUGCGGCUGCAGCGCGUGCGCGUGGCUGAUGAGGGCAGCUUCACCUGCUUCGUGAGCAUCCGGGACUUCGGCAGCGCCGCAGUCAGCCUGCAGGUGGCCGCUCCCUACUCGAAGCCCAGCAUGACCCUGGAGCCCAACAAGGACCUGCGGCCUGGGGACAUGGUGACCAUCACGUGCUCCAGCUACCGGGGCUAUCCGGAGGCCGAGGUGUUCUGGCAGGACGGGCAGGGCGCCCCCUUGACGGGCAACGUGACCACGUCGCAGAUGGCCAACGAGCAGGGCCUGUUCGACGUGCGCAGCGUCCUGAGGGUGGUGCUGGGCGCCAAUGGCACCUACAGCUGCCUGGUGCGCAACCCUGUGCUGCGACAGGACGCUCAUGGCUCCGUCACCAUCACAGGGCAGCCCAUGACCUUCCCCCCUGAGGCCCUGUGGGUGACCGUGGGGCUGUCUGUCUGUCUGGUCGCACUGCUGGUGGCCCUGGCCUUCGUGUGCUGGAGAAAGAUCAAGCAGAGCUGUGAGGAGGAGAAUGCAGGUGCUGAGGACCAGGAUGGGGAUGGAGAGGGAUCCAAGACCGCCCUGCGGCCUCUGAAACACUCUGAGAACAAAGAAGAUGAUGGACAAGAAAUAGCCUGACCACGAAGACCAGGGAGCUGCUGCUCUGGCCUGGGGGCUCCCACCUCUGGCUGCACCGGGGCCUCAGUGUGAGCCCUGCCCCCAACAGAUGGCUCCCACUCGGGCAGGUCUGCCCAUUCUCCAAAGGACAGAGAGACCACCCCACAGCCUUCUUUCUCCGAUGGACGUGAUUCCCAAGUCUUGCUGCCUUAUUUCUCCAGUGACACGAUACAUAAACCAUCCUGCUGUCUUGUGUCUUAUGGACAUAAUACAGACACCACCCCACCGCCUUAUUUCUCCAGUGGAUAUGCUGCAUGGACCAUCUGGCUGCCUCUUUUUUCUCCGCAGGACACAAUAUUCAGACGGAUCCUCUGCCUUCUUUCUCCAAAGACAGGAUACGCAGUUACCCCUGGCCUUCUUUCUCCAGUGGCUCUGAUACACUAGUUUUCAUUUCUCAGCCUUUUCUUCCACUCCCCCCGCCGUAAGCCCAUCUCCCAGACAGGGACACUGCAGCUUCAGCAUCUCCUGAGGCCACAGGCAUCUCCCCUCCCGCCUCCCCUCCUCUGGCCCCCGCCUUGGCCUUUCCCCCAUCACUAAGUGAAGCCAGGGCCCUUCCCCGGGCAUGCAGGGACACACCAACACCUGUGCUGGGACGUAUAGGGACCUCCCUUCGCCCAGUCUCUCCCGUGGUGCCCUGGGCUGUGCCCUGGGGCUGCCUACCUGUGGGAAGCAUGUGCUGGUCACAUGGGGUCUCUGGGGGUCUGCGUGGGCCCCCUGGGGGUCAGCCUGUAGCCCUCCGCUUUUCCCUCCUGUCCUUCUGUUCAUCCACUCUAGUCACGUUCACCGAGCACCCACGGGGUGCCAGCACUGCCUUAGGUACCUGGGACCCGCUGUGAGAAGACAGGGCCCUCCGUUAAGGAGCUUGUCCUUCAACUGGGGAACUGCGAGGAGACAGACAACCGCCUGCCACGGCCUGCGCCUUGUGAGGGGCUCCUGCCCGGCUCCCUACAGUACCCCUCCAAUGUGCCCAUGGCCUCCUGGAUACCUCAUGCCCAGGCCAUCCCUAAUCCCUCCUCAGAGCAGGGGUGCGGGCAGAAACCUGGAGACGGGGCAGAGCCUCUUGCUACAGUCGGAGAAUCUGAUGGUUUCCAGUCUUUCAAGGUGUGAGCAGGUGGGCAGGCGGCCACGGCACCCCGAACCCCAGAGAGCAGAAGUGUAGCGGAAGCCUGGGGACGGGGCAGGGCCAGGAGGGUACAGGGAUACAGCCUCUCAGCCCCCGCCAUGGUGCUAUUCUGGAGCUGGGAGGACACCUCCUGGCUUGUCUCUCGCCAGCCCCCGGCCUCCGGAACGCUUCUGAUGUCCUCCCGCUGACAUUUCCUCCUUCCCCAGGGAACGGAAGAGGUGGCAUGCCUAAUUUAAAUGUGGGACUCUGAGGAAUUUUGUUAACUGGGGGUGUAUUUUGGGAAAAAUAAAUGGCUUUGUAGAAA